Molecule: messenger RNA, 1415 nt
Organism: Pelobates fuscus (common spadefoot toad)
Lineage: Eukaryota; Metazoa; Chordata; Amphibia; Anura; Pelobatidae
Gene: HOXA10
Product: homeobox A10
Exons: 2
Coding region: 98-1162 (354 amino acids)
Biological process (GO): regulation of transcription by RNA polymerase II
Cellular component (GO): nucleus
Molecular function (GO): RNA polymerase II cis-regulatory region sequence-specific DNA binding; DNA-binding transcription factor activity, RNA polymerase II-specific
Source: RefSeq, a predicted model, not a curated record
GGAGGGGUUGGUUGUAGGAGCGAGCUUCCAUUGGUUGCAUGCUUUUGCCGUGGUGCAGGGGUAACUCUAAUCAUAUUCAGCAUGUUUUGCACAAGAAAUGUCAGCCAGAAAGGAAUAUCUGCUCUCCUCGCCAAAUUAUUCCACAACAAUGUCAUGCUCGGAGAGUGCAGCAGCAAACUCUUUCCUUGUGGACUCUCUGAUCAGUGGAGGUGGCAGAGGGGAAUCUGGGGCUUAUUACCAAGCCAGUGGGGUCUACCUGCCCCAAGCCUCCGAGGUGUCCUAUGGACUGCAGAGCUGUGGACUUUUUCCAGUUUUGAGCAAACGCAAUGAAGGUCUCCCCCAGAGUAACACAGCCCCAGCCACUCAGAGCUAUGCUCCGGGGAUGGAGGUCUGGCUGGAGAACCCAAGGUCCUGCAGAGUGGACCCAUCUGAGAGUCCAGCAGAUAACUCCUGCUCCUUCACACAGAGUAUUAAGGAGGAAAGCUCCUACUGCUUGUAUGACUCAGACAAAUGCUCCAAGACUCCUUCUGCAACUGACCUGUCCACUUUCCCAAGGGUUAACAGUGAGUCCAGCCCUGGACACAGUAUCAGCUCUGUCCCAGUACCUGGCUACUUCCGCCUAUCCCAGGCAUAUGGUACCUCCAAGGCUUAUGGACCUGUUCAGAUUGGGGCUCCCCAGUUUACACAACAGUCCCAAAAUCGUUUUGACUCUCCUCUGUCCUCAGUUCCAGCCCACCCUGCACGAAAAGACAGCGAGCCAUCGCCCAACAGCAACAAACUGGCCCCUGGAUCCCACCAGAGGGAGGAGGACACAUCUUCUGGAGCUGAGGAGUCAUCACCAGCCCCUUCAGACAGCAGCAAACACUCUCCUGAGAAGGAUUCUGUAGGAAACGCGAAAAGUGAAAACGCUGCGAAUUGGUUGACUGCAAAAAGCGGUAGGAAGAAACGUUGUCCUUACACCAAGCACCAAACUCUGGAGCUGGAGAAGGAAUUUCUGUUCAAUAUGUACCUGACUCGCGAGCGGCGCCUAGAGAUCAGCCGCAGUGUACACCUCUCAGACAGACAAGUGAAAAUCUGGUUCCAGAACCGCAGGAUGAAACUCAAGAAAAUGAAUCGAGAAAACCGAAUUAGGGAGCUCACAGCCAAUUUCAACUUCUCUUGAUGACCCUGUAACAUCUUUCAGUCCUGUAUGAAAGAGCCAGUAACCUUCCACAAAUGGUUUAAUUUAUCCUAACCUAUAUGGAUGGACACUUCUGUACUUUAUCAGUAUGCCCAAAUUGCCACCCAGUCUUUCUCAUCUGGGUUUUAAAGCCAUAGUUGCACACAUUUGUUAAGAACGAUUCAUUCAAAUAUAUUUUUUUUUUAUUAAUUGUUUUUCUUCUUUCUUAGACUAAGAAUAAUGUUAUGAAAUCCAG